Messenger RNA from Neoarius graeffei (lesser salmon catfish), 2256 nucleotides. Its product is annotated as large ribosomal subunit protein uL3-like. The transcript is spliced from 10 exons. Gene Ontology annotation, biological process: ribosomal large subunit assembly; translation. Lineage: Eukaryota; Metazoa; Chordata; Actinopteri; Siluriformes; Ariidae. Bases 928 to 2115 code for a protein of 395 amino acids. Gene Ontology annotation, cellular component: ribosome; cytosolic large ribosomal subunit. Gene Ontology annotation, molecular function: structural constituent of ribosome; RNA binding. The record is from RefSeq and is a predicted model, not a curated record.
CGUUUCUGUCAUUUAAAGGUGCCCUUCCACCAAAAACGUUUAAUACUGGCUCUUUUUGAAAUACCAUAGUUCACUCGAGUUGCAUAUGCAUGCUGCAUGUGAAAAUUUAAUUCUACUCCCAUUCCCUAUAUUAGCUUAUGAAAGAAAAUAGUCAGAAAAACGAGCGAAUCUGAAAAAGCCCUACGAACUUGCGUCACUUCAAAAAUUAGUAUUCAUGGCCUCACCCGCCUUGGCUUGCGACCGCCCACGGGAAGAAAGUUCAGAUUUAAGCGCGAGGAGAGAUAGCAGAGCCCAUCUCGUCAGUAGCUAAUGAAGAGGACCUAACAGCAAGUUGAAAACAUGUCUGAACAAGUUCGUGCCUGUGUUAUUUGUGGCAGUAACACAUCAACGUUGCAUGUUUGGGGAGGCUGGGACCUCCCCUGCCCGAGUUACGAGCGUUCAAAGUCGGGCUGGAGCCACCGACAGAAACGAAACCUAAGCGGAGCGCCGCGGCUCGCCUCGGGGCGAAUUACGUCCCGAGGCGCGGGGCUAGCCCGCCCUGGCAGCGCUGGUUUGUUGGGGAGAGGGCAGAGGUCUCUGGCUGCCAAGUUUGGGGAGGCUAGGACCUCCCCUGCCCGAGUUACAAGCGUCCAAAGUCGGGCUGGAGCCGCCGACAGAAACGAAACCUAAGCGGAGCAACGUUGCAAGAUAGAAGAGCCGAAGAAGAAAUGGUUGGAAUUUAUCUUUGGAACACUACCAGCGAAGUAUAAUGCAACGUUAGUACUGUGUUCUGAUCAUUUCAACCACAGUGACUUUUCAAACUUCGGCGCCUUCAGUAGUGGUUUUACUUCGAGGUUGUUUUUAAUACUUGGAUCUGUACCGUCAAGAUGAUCGACCACCAGCUCACAAGCUUCUCACCGUAAAUUCCAUGCACCUCGUCACGGGCACAUGGGCUUCCUGCCCCGCAAACGGAGUAAGAGGCAUCGUGGAAAGGUGCGCAGUUGGCCCAAAGAUGAUCCCAAACAGCCUGUCCACCUGACAGCGUUCCUGGGCUACAAGGCUGGCAUGACCCACACGCUGAGGGAGGUGCAUCGUUCAGGCAUGAAGAUAUCAAAGCGAGAAGAGGUAGAGGCGGUGACUAUUAUUGAGACCCCUCCAAUGAUUGUCGUGGGAGUGGUAGGAUACAUCAGGACUGUGAAAGGCCUCCGUUCUUUUAAGACCAUCUUUGCUGAGCACAUUAGUGAUGAGUGCAAGCGCAGAUUCUACAAAAACUGGUAUAAGAGCAAGAAAAAGGCCUUCGUCAAAUAUAGCAAGAAAUGGCAUGAUGAAGCAGGCAAAAAGCAGCUGGAGAAGGAUUUUGCCCUGAUGAAGAAAUACUGCUCUGUGAUCAGGGUCAUUGUCCAUUCUCAGAUGCAUUUGCUUGCACUGAGGCAGAAGAAGGCCCACAUCAUGGAGGUGCAGCUGAAUGGAGGCACUAUAGCUGAGAAGGUGGACUGGGUGAGGGAGAAGCUGGAGCAGCCCGUGCCUGUGUCUUCUGUCUUCUGCCAGAGUGAAAUGAUCGAUGUGAUUGGGGUCACCAAGGGCCAUGGCGUAAAGGGUGUGACGAGUCGCUGGCACACCAAAAAGCUGCCCAGAAAAACCCAUAAAGGUCUCCGGAAGGUGGCAUGCAUUGGAGCCUGGCAUCCGGCCCGUGUAGGCUUCACUGUUGCCCGUGCAGGUCAGAAGGGCUACCACCACCGUACAGAGCUAAACAAAAAGAUCUACCGUAUCGGAAAAGGGGUUCAUAUCCAUGAAGGCAAAGUGGUGUGUAACAAUGCCUCCACUAGCUAUGACACAACUCAGAAGAGCAUCACUCCACUGGGAGGCUUUCCUCAUUAUGGAGAGGUGAACAAUGACUUUGUGAUGGUGAAAGGCUGCGUGGUUGGCACAAAGAAACGAGUGCUUACUCUCAGAAAGUCCCUGCUUGUGCAAACCACACGCAAGACCAAGGAAACUAUAGACCUCAAGUUUAUUGACACCACCUCCAAAUUUGGUCACGGCCGCUUCCAAACAGCUCAGGAGAAGUUUGCCUUCAUGGGCCCUCAGAAGAAACACCUGCUGAGAAAAGCAUCUGAACCUGCUGAGAAGACUAUAUGAUGUACUGUGUCUUCCCUUUAUUAAUAAGCAUAUAUUAAAAAUAAAAGACUGCCUUUAGUUCUUUCAGACCUUUAUGUUCUAUGUAGAGUUUCACAUGCAGGUCUCAAACACAAUACUGUACAUCAGUCAAUCUGCUCCAAA